CAAGUCCCCCCACCUCAGCCUAUCAUCAAUCAAACACAGAGCCUCCUCCUGCUUUCCACUCGCCCCCUUUCGCUCUCUGUUUCCAAAAAAACAGCGGAUCUAUCCAUGGCAGUUCUUUUAAGAAACCCUAAAACCAUAAAAAGAACAACAACAUGUUCAAUAAAACCACUCUCUUCCUGUAUUUCUCGAAGUUUUUCCUCAACUACGUUGAAUUCCGAAACUGACCUCAAAGUACCUUCUUUUUUUUCUUGCAUUUCCCCCCCUCUCCGUCAAGAACCUAAGGACAGAAAUGUCCAGUGGGUGUUUCUUGGCUGUCCUGGUGUAGGUAAAGGCACCUAUGCUUCCCGUCUUUCCAAUCUUCUCGGUAUUCCUCACAUCGCCACCGGUGAUCUGGUCCGCGAGGAGCUCAAUUCCUCUGGCACACUUUCCUCCCAGCUUAAGGAGAUUGUGAAUCAAGGGAAAUUGGUUUCUGAUGAGAUUAUUAUAAGCUUAUUGUCGAAACGUCUUGAAGCUGGAGAAGCUAAGGGUGAGUCUGGUUUCAUUCUUGAUGGUUUCCCUCGAACUAUUAGACAAGCGGAAAUUUUAGAGGGAGUAACAGACAUUGACUUGGUGGUGAACCUAAAGCUUCGAGAAGAAGCUCUGCUUGCAAAAUGCCUUGGGAGAAGGAUUUGUAGUCAGUGUGGAGGAAAUUACAACAUUGCUUCCAUUGACAUUAAGGGUGAGAAUGGGAAGCCUGGAAUUUACAUGGCUCCACUUCCAGCUCCUCCACAAUGUGUACCGAACCUUAUCCAACGAGCUGAUGAUACCAAAGAAGUUGUGAAGGAGCGACUUCGUAUUUACAAUGAAAUGAGUCGACCUGUUGAGGAGUUCUACCGCAAUCGUGGGAAGUUGUUGGAGUUUGAUCUUCCUGGAGGAAUUCCAGAAUCCUGGCCAAAGCUGCUGGAAGCUCUGAAUCUUGACCACGAGGAUAAAUGCACCGCAGCAGCAUGAACUCCUGUAGUUCCGUAAGAUAUUCUCAAGGUAAGUUAGGUCAUUCUUUGCAAGCGGGAGACUGCAUGCAUAUUAUUUAGAUAAAGGGGGUUAACAGUUAUAUUAAAUAAACAAGCGCAAACUAUUUUCAAUAUAUUUUAUUGUUUGGAGAGCAAGGAGGCCUUGUGCACUGCUGGUGAUGUUAUUUGUUUGUUAGAUAGAUUGGUUUGUAAUGAUUAGAUAGUGGACAAAUGUCAGUGCCAUUCAAUUUUGCUGUAACAUUGGUUAUGAAGUUUGUUUUCUAGGGUUCUUUGAACAGAAAGAGCAAACAAUAGAGAGAGUUGAAUAAACAGCACUAUAUGACACGGAAAUACUGUGUUCUAGUUUUGUUUA
This is a messenger RNA of Populus nigra (black poplar), 1362 nucleotides long. RefSeq names its product adenylate kinase 1, chloroplastic-like. The transcript is spliced from 4 exons. NCBI's taxonomy places the organism in Eukaryota, Viridiplantae, Streptophyta, Magnoliopsida, Malpighiales, Salicaceae. Bases 106 to 990 code for a protein of 294 amino acids. The record is from RefSeq and is a predicted model, not a curated record. Gene Ontology annotation, biological process: nucleobase-containing compound metabolic process. Gene Ontology annotation, cellular component: cytoplasm; mitochondrion. Gene Ontology annotation, molecular function: AMP kinase activity; ATP binding.